AUGGACAAAGAAGCGUACAAUAUGGGGAAGCUUAGUGGUGACUCGCCGGAGCAUGACGGGCGGCAUGAUUCUGCCAACAUUGUGCAUGAGAAAGGCGUGGCGAUGGGAGAAGCAGCGGAUUUGUAUGGUGAUCUCGAAACUGCAGAGGAUUAUGGAUAUGUAUCCAGAGGGCUCAAAUCACGACACAUACAAUUCAUCGCUCUUGGUGGUACAAUCGGAACUGGUCUCUUCCUCGGUAUUGGGAGAGCCUUCACACAAGCUGGCCCUCUGUCCCUUCUCCUUGGGUACACCUUCACUGGUAUCGCUAUCUUCGCUAUGAUGAUGUCUCUCGGUGAGAUGGCAACAUGGCUUCCAUUACCUGGCGCAAUCCCUCAGUUCUGCGCUCGCUACGUGGACGGCUCCGUUGGUUUUGCUGUGGGCUGGAACAACUGGUACCAAUCCGCCAUCACACUCUGCGCUGAAAUUUCUGCAGCCUCCGUCGUCAUACAAUUCUGGGAAGGAUCGCGUGACAUCAAUGUUGCAGCGUGGAUCUCUAUAAUUAUUGUGAUCAUUCUCUUCCUCAAUGUGUUCGCGGUCUCUGUCUACGGAGAGGCCGAGUUCUGCUUUGCGUCAAUCAAGAUUAUUACCAUUGUCGGUUUGAUCAUAUUCGCCUUUAUUAUCGACUUGGGCGGUGGACCGAAACGCGACCGACUCGGCUUCCGCUACUGGAACCAUCCAGGGGCUAUGAAAGCAUUUGUAGCUGACGGCGCAACGGGUCGCUUCCUCGGUCUCUGGUCUACACUUGUGAAUGCCGCUUUCUCUUACGGAGGUGUUGAAAUGGUGGCCGUUGCGGCCGGCGAAGCGGAAAAUCCAAGACAUAAUAUCCCCAAGGCUGUGCGGAGAGUCUUCUGGCGUAUCUUGUUCUUCUACGUCCUUGGAUCUCUGGCAAUUGGGGUCUUGAUCCCAUACAACGAUGACAGGCUGUUGAAGGCACAGGAAGGUUCGGGUGACACAGGCGCUGCCUCCCCGUGGGUCAUUGCUGCGUACCGCGCUGCAGUGCCCAUCUUACCUAGUAUCAUCAACGCGGUCAUCUUGACAUCGGCGACUUCCUCCGCCAACGCUUUCCUUUACACCGGAUCAAGAUAUCUGUAUGCUCUAGCACAGAACAGGCAAGCUCCGCGCUUCCUGCUUCGAUGCACGAAACGGGGUAUUCCCAUCUACUGCAUCCUGAUCACUGCCUCAAUCUCCCUCUUGACCUACAUGUCCUGCUCUUCAGGCUCCGCCACCGUCUUUACGUGGUUCCAAAACCUAACUACAAUCGCCAACCUUUUCACCUGGAUGUCCGUCUCGCUGGCUUACAUCAAAUUCCACGCUGCACUGAAAGCUCAAGGGAUUGACCGCAGUCUACCGUUCAACCAAGAGACCAACCCGAAUGGCCUCGUUUUCCGCUCACCUUUCCAACCAUACACUGCCUGGUUCAGCUUGAGCUUCUUUGCGCUCGUCACGGUGUUCAACGGCUUCUACGUUUUCCCUUCACCAACGAGGAAAUUUGACCGAGACGGGUUCAUUACAAAUUAUGUCGGUAUUCCGAUCUACUUUGCACUUCUGAUCUUCUGGAAGGUGUUCAAGAGGACAAAGUGGGUGAAAGCAGAAGAGGCAGAUAUCUUUACCGGGAAGAAGGCGCUAGAUUCGGCGGUCUGGCCUGACCGUGUGCCGAGAAACGCCCUGGAGAAAAUAUGCUGGGUUGCUGUAACUUUUUCACACGAUCGAUUGAGCGCUGAACACGGCCCGGGAGGGCCUGGAGGGGAUGUGAUCGCAUUCGAAUGGCUCACGCCGGGGGUGGUGGACGAGGAUAAGGCAUUUAUCGACGAUGUAACUUUAGAGUUGACAGAUGGUUGGAAUAAUCCUUACCGCAAUGCGCAUAAUGCAGCGACCCAGGCUACAGAUGCAGACGGCAGCCCAGCGCAUAAGACAGCAUCUGCUCCACAGAACCACCAGCAAGAUACCUCUCCCAAAACGAACGGUAUUACCUCCACACCUCAUCAGUCGCAUACUCACCGACCUUCGCUCUUACACCGGUCACAAUCUGAGAAAGCCGAGAAGGCAGAGUCUCCUCAGAUUGUCCCUAAAAGCCAAAAAGACCAGAAGCCGUCGGGUCCGGGACGAAAAAGCUCAUGGGUUUCUAGCAUCAGCUCUAGAUUCUCGAGUUCGAAGCAACCGUCGACAGAGUCAACCGAGGUUUCAACGUCACCGCCUUCAAAACCAGCCAGAAGCCCAUCAAUAGACCACUCAAAUCCGUUUGGCGCCGCCGUCUCUCCAGGCCAGAAGGAUGAGAAAAAGAACACAGAGCCUCUAACUAUUACCCCACCAAACUCUCCAGGAAAGAGCCAUGGCUUUUUACAAAGCGCGAUGCGAAGAUUGUCUGCCAGUGGUAGCUCUUCUAUUGGGAAGCCUGCGGGCACUGGCGCGGCUUGUGCUCGAAAGACCAUGAAUAUUGAUCCGUACCGGGAACGAUGCCCAUUGCCGGACUUGGAGCAACAAAAGUUGAGACGGGUUGCUUUUUCAGUGGAUGUCGAGAUUGCUGGAUCGGCACAAUACCCGGGCGCCGAAGUGGAACCGCAUGUCAACUCGCUUUACAUCGAUGGAGAGCCUCAGCGGAACAAGCCUGAACGUGAGGAUGAGGAUAAGAAGCAGAAGGAUCAAAAGCAUAAAAGGGCGGAAGGAGACGCUCUCAAGGGUCCCUCGCCGAGUCUUGUAGGAGACAAGGAUGUUGAGAACGCAGACAAGAAUUCCAAUAUCGGACCAGUAUCAGAUGGCACAGUAGAUCUACAGCUAGCGAAUGGGGAGGAGAAAGCCGAGCCAGCUAAAAAGAAAGAGAAGAAAAAGCGAUCGGAAGAGGAGCGCAAGCAACGGAAGGAGAGAAAGCAAAGGGAUGCUCUUGCUAAGGGCAAGAUCCCGGCAGAAAUACAUCGAGAAGGUAGUGAUAGUGGGAGCUCAACACCACCUGGCUCUCAGACCCCACCAAAAGCACAAGAUCGACCGACUACAGAUCCUCUGAGAAUAUACCGCCGAUGUUGUCAGCUUCGAGAAACGCCUGUUCAGAAGCGGAUUGUCGAGCAGAUAUCUUCACCUUCUGCUUGUUCCCAAACAGAGCCAGGUGUUCUCUCCAGCCUCGAUCUCUCUGGAUACUGGAUGCAGCUCCCUGACGUGAUCACCCUCGGUGAUUACUUAGCAGUCGUGCCCGUCAAACGCUUGAGUCUGGAAAAUUGCGGUUUUGGAGACGAGGCUGUACGAGUCAUUCUUGCUGGUUUACUCGGAGCCAAAACACCAGAGCAGGCAAAGUUCAACAGGAAGUUGGGGAAGAAACAUCCGGACAAAGCAAAAGGUGUAAUGGAGACACUCGGGGUUAUUGAAAAGCUCAAUCUCAAGAAUAAUCCAAAGAUUGGUAAAGAAGGGUGGCGGUAUAUUGCCCUCUUCUUGUAUCUGUCGAGGUCGCUAAAGGCCAUUGAUCUUUCGAUGAUACCAUUCCCACCACCGCUUACAAAAUCAGACAGCGCUAAAUCACACAGCGACCAUCCAGUCAGCCAAAUAGACUUGCCAACGAUGUUGCAUGACGCAAUCAGUACGAGGCUAGCAGGUGAUCAUCUAGAGGAGUUGGUCAUGUCGAAGUGCAGUCUCAGUCCUGAAUGUGUGGGACACAUUGUUGAAGCUGUCAUCAAAUGUGGUGUCAAGCGACUUGGUUUGGCUAGCAACGAUUUGACAGAGGAAGGCUUUGAUCAUGUGCUUCGAUAUCUGAGAGCAGGACAGUGCGAAGGACUUGAUAUCGGUGGCAACGACGUACGGAGAUAUCUAGAGGCCCUCACGGAAGUUCUAAAUGAUCAACAUCCGCUCAUUGCACUGAGUCUUGCAGAUUGCAAACUAGCUCCAUGCUCUCUCGAGCACCUCUUCCCAUCUUUGAUACGACUGCCCAACUUUCGAUUCCUCGACCUCUCUCACAAUCGCGAUCUUUUCACGACGAAGCCAUCCGCAAUCAAUACUAUUCGUAAAUAUCUACCCCAAUUCCCGAUUCUGAAGCGAUUACACCUUCUUGAUGUUGCAAUGACACCUGAGCAUGCGAUUGCGCUCGCAGAGGUCCUACCAGAAAGCAAAUUGCUAGCCCACCUGAACAUCCUCGAGAAUCACCUCCUCGCUCCAUUAUCCGAGGCAAAGACAGAGACAGCUCAAGAAGAAGCGUGCGCCUUCUAUGCAUCCUACAUGGCGGCUGUCCGUGUCUCCGAAUCAAUCAUAUGUGUAGACCUCGAAGUCCCGAGUAACGAAUCUAGCGAUAUCGUCAAAGCUUUGGCGAAGCAAGUCGUUGCAUACUCUCUGGGAAAUAUGGAACGCAUGCCACUUGCCGAGACUACAGACUCUGCAAUUGCAGCAAUGACUGAACCUCACGGUAGCGAUGAAGACAAGACUGUACCUGACAUUCUCCUCCAUCUAGUUGGACACAUGGACGGCUAUCAAGAAGAUCAUGACGAUGACGAGCCUGCGCCAGACAACGACUACAUCGUUGGAGGCACAGGCCUAGUCAAAGCUCUUGAUAUUUGUUUGAAGAGAGCAGGUGAAGGAAGGAUGGGAUCAUCCACCGACCUGCAAUCAGCAAGCGGCACAGGUACCCCUCAAGCAGUUCUACAACAUAGUGAGGUAGCCAAAGGCAAAGCGAAGGAAAUGUCCAAGAACCUGCUCGAGAGCGCCCGCAAAAUCCGCGCCAGACUUCAGCCCGCUCUCAUCAAAGAAGCUCGCGCUGGGAAUGGAAUGGAUUAUCACCGUCUCAAAUUCCUCGACACAACACUCGAAGGCAUGAUCCAGCGUUUCGAAGACGAAUACCCCGAAACCCGCCUCCCUGCCUCUCCCUCCACCCUCCCCACCGACAUCUCCUCGCCGCCACCCUCUUCACCACCCACGUCAUCCCUCUUCCCCGAAAUCGACGCCACAGCCACAACCUCUAUCGUCCACCACCCCACCACCAGCUUCUCCUCCCGCCGUUCUUCCUCUCCCGGCCUCGCAUCCCGGCAAGCUCAAGAAGAAGGCCGCAUGCACCGCAUUGGACAGCGCCUGCGCCGCGAGAUUUUCAAAACCGACGCCGAGACCAACAGCGAGGGCGAGGGCGCUCUCCUGGAUCGCACGGGCAACGAAUCCGACCCGCCCCAUUUGCAGGAAUUGAGGGGUAAGCUGGAAGAGUUCGAAGGGAGGGAGCUGGAGGAAAGGAUGAGGACGCUGGGGGUCGAGGGCGUGCUGGGCGCUAUUGGCGCUAGUAAAGAGGAGUUGGAGGAGUUGGAGCGAAAGACGAAGAUGUUGGUUGAGGAGGGCAGGGGGGAGGGGGAUGAGGAGGCGUGCAGGCGGUGUAGGGAGAUGAGGAGGAUUAGGGAAAGGGUGGAGGAGAUUUGGAGGGAGGAGGUUGCGAGGGAUUUGGAGCGCGGGGGUUCGGGCGUUUUGAAGUGA
Molecule: messenger RNA, 5463 nt
Organism: Bacidia gigantensis
Lineage: Eukaryota; Fungi; Ascomycota; Lecanoromycetes; Lecanorales; Ramalinaceae
Exons: 8
Coding region: 1-5463 (1820 amino acids)
Biological process (GO): amino acid transmembrane transport
Cellular component (GO): membrane
Molecular function (GO): amino acid transmembrane transporter activity
Source: RefSeq, a predicted model, not a curated record